This is a messenger RNA of Vitrella brassicaformis, 2426 nucleotides long. NCBI's taxonomy places the organism in Eukaryota, Vitrellaceae. The record is from the annotation of a GenBank genome assembly.
CUGUCUUAAAUGGCGCCGUUUCUUUUCGGCCUGCUUUCCCUCCAGCUCUUGACCGCGGUGGUGAGCGCUGCUGAAUCCGGGUUCGGGGCGGCGCUCUGGAGGGGGACAAGAUCGAGACGGGCUUGAGACUCAAUGUGUCGCGGCAUCUGGCUGCCGUCGAGAAGGGGACGCCUGUCAACCAGACCCUGGACGAGAAGGCACUGCAGACGAUCAAGGACCUUUGCAAGAGUGAACAUACGUCAGUCCCCCAUGAGUUCCUGCGCUCGUCAGCCGGCCUGCAGUGCGCAGCGUAUAUCAGUCUACGUACCUUCGCUUCAAUGCCUGCCCUAUGUUGUUCUUUUCUGUAGCUAUUGUAUGGUGGCUGCUCACAGAAACCUUUUGGAGGUGAGAGAGCCAAGCACAACGCCACGAGCUCUGAGACUCAGCGAUUGUCGGUGCGUAAUAUUCAUUCAUGUCUCCCUCCGUAGGGCUGGAGGCCACAAGAUCCGAAGGGCUUCUGGACGCAACACAGCAAGGCGCUGAUCGACAGCAUGAAUGCCACGGGCUACUUCGAGAGUGACAAAGUGCUCUAUCACAUCAAGUAGGCCGUAAGAUUGCGCUGCCCUGUCAGUGAGUGCACCGCUGGUGUUUGCCGUGUGUCAGGUACUCAUCGGGCGUCAUGGGCAUCGUCGUUUUGGCUGAUGUCGCGUCUGGUGAGGAUUCAGAACAUCCGCAUGUGUCUACUUUUGAGACCCAACCCAACAUGUUAUCUUUCUUUGCCCACCAGGCCAGCUGCAGUCCCAAGAUCCGGCACAUGCAACGUUGCCACACGGUCGACACACGACUUUCCUAAUCUGAUUUCUUCACUUCUGUCCUCGUUUCGGACCGCAGAGGACCGGACGACGCUGCACGUGGCGAUAAAGAUGAGCAGAAGCGAUCCGAGCCCUUAUCGUCACGCCAUCUUUGCUGAUGAGCUACAAAAAGAGAAAACAGGUAACAAACGGGCGACUGCAACAGCAACGAAGGCACACACGCCAUUCUCACCCAUUGAUCAGCAUACAAAAAACUUGAAGACCUCAUGGCAGCUAAGGAAUGCUACUCAGCAGGCGAUGAUUAGAAGCAACCCGUGGGAAGAUGGAUGGAUGGAUGGAUGGAUGGACGGAUGUGUCAGGGCAUCUCUCGAGACACACACCUCCCUCGGAUUCCCCGAGUGUAUGUCCCCGUUCCCGGGAAAGCCGACAAGCCUCUCUCAGGUCCCUCCACACACACACACACACACACACACACACAUGUCUGCACUCAAACGCAGAAGCCAAAAAAUGCACGUGUACCUUUCGGUGGAUUUGAACCGCAGACGCCUACUUGUAUCUCGGUUCCUGAGAGGACGCAUUCUCUGCUUGCUACAUUGUGUGAUGACUCUUCUGUGUGUGUACUUUGAGUGUCUUUGCCGCAGAACGGUUCGAUGGCGAGAAUUUGUGGCACAUGUAAGACAACGAGACAUAGCAAUGAUUCACACUCGUCAAUAGCGACAUUGGUCAACUUCACCAGGCAAGAGGAGCAUGUCCCAGUCAACAGCCUAGUGCCGCUAAUGCUACCCGGCGAUAAGACGAGACACACACUCGUUCGUUUUGGUUCGUUCAUGUUGGCUUUGGUCAUCGAAGCGACCCUUGCCCUCCACAAGAUCGGCAUCGCUCACUGCGAGUGAGCGCGGGGAGAUGGGACAAGAGAUGUGGUCAUCGCACACACGUUUGUUUGUUUCCCGUGGGUCAGUCUCAAUCCCGGUAUGUACCGCGCGUGUAUGCACACCGGACGGUGGCAGGCCAAGUAGUAUGACCAGACGCACGGUGGAUUGCUUCGCUUCAGGUAACAUCCUCUUGCCGCUUCUGAAAGCAGAGGACAUCCAUUGGCCAUAUGGCGCAGCUGCACCCAAAAGAGUAGGUGUCUCACCCACAGUCGAACAGUCGCAUCAAUCUCUUCGUUCGUCUCUCUUUUCCCCAUAAUCGGUACAGGGCGACGUCUUUGUGGCGACGGAGCUCAAGCCUAGAUCACUCAUACUGAUAGAUUUCAGUUCCCUUGCCUUCAUCACGGCCCCGGACGAGCGCGACCCGUGUGAGAAGGAGUCCUGGGAUGCAGCCAAAAUCGUCCAGUAAGUGAGUGCAUCGUCAGCGCCUCUCCGCCCCCUGUCUUCAUGCAUUGUUUGCGCAGGCUGAGUGAUUUGACGUUCACCGGUCCAAUGCUAGCUUCGCGGCCCGUGCUGGAGUCACCCACGCUCAUUGACAUGAUCAAACAUCAGCACGAUCCCGACAAGGUGGGAGGCGUGCACUAGACGGGACUCUUGCAUGUGUCUCAUGUUAUGUCAUGUUACGUUGUGUGGGGGUGUGUACAUCCCGAUCCAGAGCUGCUACAUGUUCAGCCUAUUCUUUGGGGGGCCAGUGGCAACUGAGUAG